AUGAGCAGUACCCCUUUACUUGGAAAAGAGUUAUCCAUUGUAUUUGACGAAUCAACCGAUGUCAACAACCAGCGCAUCACGAAUAUCUCAAUCAAACCCUCCAAAGGCGCCUUCUACGACGAUAACUUUAAGCACGGCGGCGAGACACUCACGGGCGAAAGAAUCUCUGAAACACUCUUCUCUCAAAUCCUUCGAAUUUGCAAUGAGCCUGACGAAUUGAGCCCAGUUUGCUCCAGCAGGAAUUUCGACCGUCUCUCACUUCAAAUCCUCGCCUACACAACUCGUAAUUCUGCGCAAACUUCAAGAGAGAUUCUAUCGAAAGCUAAAGAGAUUGGUGUCGGCCCAGAGAUACUCGAUCUGAAAGAUCUUAACUCGUUUAUCGAACUCUCACAAAUGAAAUUCAGUGGUUUCAGAUUCGUCAAUUCCCUCGAAUUCUUCGUCCUGUUAUUAAGGCGCAGCUAG
This is a messenger RNA of Rhinocladiella mackenziei CBS 650.93, 462 nucleotides long. RefSeq lists its product as uncharacterized. NCBI's taxonomy places the organism in Eukaryota, Fungi, Ascomycota, Eurotiomycetes, Chaetothyriales, Herpotrichiellaceae. The coding region runs from base 1 to 462 and encodes 153 amino acids. The record is from RefSeq and is a predicted model, not a curated record. The transcript is spliced from 2 exons.